Molecule: messenger RNA, 3407 nt
Organism: Phoenix dactylifera (date palm)
Lineage: Eukaryota; Viridiplantae; Streptophyta; Magnoliopsida; Arecales; Arecaceae
Source: RefSeq, a predicted model, not a curated record
GCAAUAAGAAGAUCCCCCACCGCUCUCCUCCUCUCCCCAUUCUCUUCUUCUUCUCUCCAAGAAUCGGAGCGAACCUUCCGGCUAGGGUUAGGGUCUGGACUCCUUCCCCGCGUCUUCCUUCCGUCCGUUUUCGUUUUCUAACUCGACCUCGGCCUCGGUUGAUUUCUAGUGUGGUUCUUGGAUCGGAAUUGUAUGGGACUGGGCGCGGCGGCGGUGGAGAUGAAGGAGGCGGGGUGGAGGAGGGGCUUCUUGAUCGCUUUAUGAUCGGGGUGGCCGGAGGCGUUGUCGCUCGCGUUGUCGUCUCGAGGGCGGGGAUUUGCAUGAGGGAUCGGAUCGAUCGGCUUCCGUGUUUAUGUUAUCCGGAGAAUUGGAGGAAGCCGGGGUGGGACUGCGGGUUGGUGAUCCGGAGCAGGGGUAGGUGGGGCAAAUGUGGCUGAUUUCUUCGUAAAUAUUUUGUUUUCUAGUGAGUUUUGAGUCCGAUUUGAGUAGCUAUUUUUAAAGAAGAAAGGAAGGUAGCGGAAAGAGGGAAAAAAGAAGAGGGAAAGGCUGGAUCUUGGAUCGUUCGAUUUGGAGAUUUGUUAAGAAAUGCAGCAAGAUCAGAGAAAGAAGACUUCAUCAGAGAUGGACUUUUUCAGUGAAUAUGGUGAUGCCAAUAGAUACAAAAUUCAGGAGGUCGUUGGUAAAGGAAGCUAUGGAGUUGUGUGUUCGGCAAUUGACACACAUACUGGAGAAAAAGUGGCAAUCAAGAAGAUACAUGAUAUCUUUGAGCACAUAUCUGAUGCUGCACGGAUUCUCCGUGAGAUUAAACUUCUCAGGCUUCUAAGGCAUCCUGACAUUGUAGAGAUCAAGCACAUCUUGCUGCCUCCAUCAAGAAGGGAUUUCAAAGAUAUUUAUGUUGUUUUUGAGCUCAUGGAGUCAGAUCUUCAUCAAGUCAUCAAGGCUAAUGACGACCUGACAAAAGAACAUUAUCAGUUUUUUCUUUAUCAGCUGCUCCGUGCUUUGAAAUAUAUCCAUACAGCUAAUGUUUAUCAUCGUGAUUUAAAGCCAAAGAACAUUUUAGCAAAUGCUAAUUGCAAACUCAAAAUUUGUGAUUUUGGAUUAGCAAGAGUUGCAUUCAGUGAUACCCCCACAACAAUAUUUUGGACGGAUUAUGUUGCAACCAGAUGGUACAGAGCUCCUGAGCUAUGUGGGUCAUUCUUUUCUAAGUACACUCCUGCUAUUGAUAUUUGGAGCAUAGGUUGCAUUUUUGCUGAGGUCCUAACAGGGAAGCCUCUAUUUCCUGGUAAGAAUGUGGUUCAUCAGUUGGAUUUGAUGACUGAUCUUCUUGGAACACCUUCCUUGGAUACGAUAUCUCGGGUCCGAAAUGAGAAGGCAAGAAGAUACUUGAGCACUAUGAGGAAAAAACAGCCCGUACCAUUUUCACAGAAGUUUCCAAAUGCAGAUCCUUUAGCACUUAAACUUUUGGAAAGGCUUUUAGCUUUUGAUCCCAAGGACCGGCCAACUGCUGAAGAGGCAUUGUCUGAUCCAUACUUCAAAGGCCUGGCUAAAGUAGAGAGAGAACCAUCUUGCCAACCAAUCACAAAGAUGGAGUUUGAGUUUGAGCGUCGAAGAGUGACCAAAGAAGACAUUAGGGAACUUAUCUUCCGUGAGAUAUUGGAAUAUCAUCCGCAAUUGCUCAAGGACUAUGUUAGUGGAACAGAGAGGACAACCUUCCUCUAUCCUAGGUUUUACUUUUGCCAAUCCUUUCUUUUCCUCCCUCGCUUUCAUCCUAUAUUCUGGUUUUCACUGUAUGUAUUUUACAUUUGCAACUGUGGUAAUAUUAUCUGUCUGCUUCUGUUAUGCAGUGCCGUCGAUCAAUUCAGGAAGCAAUUUGCUCACCUUGAGGAAAAUGGUGGUAAAAGCGGGCCAGUGAUUCCAAUAGAUAGAAAGCAUGCAUCUCUCCCUAGGUCUACAGUGGUUCAUUCUACUCCAAUUCCUCCCAAGGAACAAGCCAAUAUGGAUUUAUAUAGAAACAGGCAGACCUCAGAUGAGGGAUGUAAGAAUCCUCGAGACACAGAAAGGUGGUCGGGAAAUAUGUCAAAGACUUCACAGGCACCUCAAAGGAUUCCAACUUGUAGGCCAGGAAAGGUUGUUGGGCCGGUAAUGCCUUACGAGAAUGGAAGUCUUAAGGAUGCCUAUGACCCAAGAAGGCUGAUAAGGAAUCCUGUGCUUCCGCCGCAUCCUGCCAUUCCUCCAGCUUACUGUUUCCAUAGGACCACAGACAAGUUUGAGAACUCCGACACAGGCACAGCAGAGGUGGAGAGGGAGGAAUAUAUACAGCAGCACAAACCACCUCAACAGUUCAUUCCCGGCAAGAUGGCGCCAGACAUAGCUCUUGAUAUGAGGGCUUCACCCUUCUUUCUUUCAGGGGGGACCAGGGCUGAUCCAGCUGACAGAAUCACGAUGGAGGCAAACUUGCUGCAGGCAAAAUCCCCCUUCAAUGGGAUUGCUGCUGCUGCUGCUGCUCACAGGAAGGUUGGUGCUGUUCAAUUCGGCAUGUCAAGGAUGUAUUAGGCACACAUCAACAAUAUGCCAUGAUCAUUGUACCAUAUCUGUUUCCACGUAUAGUAAACUUCAAGUCAAAAAGAGGAAGGUAAAGAAAAGGCUCAGGAGAAGAUAAGAAAUUUAACAGGAAGGGUAGGUGAAACGCAGACGAAGCAGCUGUUGUCAGGGGAAGUGGGCAUUCUCUGUUGUUCUGUAAUGUUGGGAAUGCUUUUUCGCCUCGUGCAAGUGUGAUUCCUGUGAAACUAUCAACUUACAGGAGAAAAGGGGGUUUUCAUUAAUUUUAUUAUGAUCUACCUACUGUCUGCACACUUGUUGGGACGGCCCUCAGGAAGUUUCCAAUGUGAGGAAGUGUUGCAAUGUGAGCCGGUGGAUCCGCCUCCAUGGGCAAAAAUGCCUUGCAAAAGGAGAAAUUUAAUGGUUACUUUUUUUAAGAGUACGCUAAGUUUUGCUGUAGUAGAACUGCCAAUGGAGUACCUUUCUGUUCGAUCGUACAUUUCCAACUAUUUCAAAAUUUUAGAGCUUUUCUGAUCUGGUUCUCUGGACCUGGAAUAUGCUUUUGUGGGAAAGGACAAUGACUAUAGCUUAAUUGAUGAUGCUGCUCUGUUGCACAUGGAAGAAAGAUCCUGAAGCAGUGGUUCUCAACAGAAAAUUGGGUAGCCUUUGACUGCACUAGCCAUGCGAUGAUCAGGCCCAUUGAAUCCUUAGUGAUACGAGGUUAUGAUCACAUGUGGUGUCUAUAGGUAUUUCCUUGUACAAAGCCUCUAAUAAGACCCAUUAUACGAGGUUACCGUCAUGAUAUGUAUGCUACUAUUUAAGAGGAAUAAAGAAACCAGGGAAACAGAGAACAUGAUUCCUUUCUAGCA